Messenger RNA from Nematostella vectensis (starlet sea anemone), 1017 nucleotides. Its product is annotated as leucine-rich repeat-containing protein 57. Gene Ontology annotation, molecular function: protein binding. The transcript has 4 exons. NCBI's taxonomy places the organism in Eukaryota, Metazoa, Cnidaria, Anthozoa, Actiniaria, Edwardsiidae. The coding region runs from base 170 to 907 and encodes 245 amino acids. The record is from RefSeq and is a predicted model, not a curated record.
CUUGUUGUCUUUAUUCGUCGUUGUUGUGUUUUUGAUAUUUCCCUUUUGUGGCCGCUCUGCGGUUCGUUUAGAUGCAUAAAUAGAAGAUAUAUACUGUUCGUGGGUGAGGUUAGACAGAUAUGGGGAACUCGAUUUCUCCACAUAUCGAAAACGCCCAGAAGACGGGAGUAUGUUCUCUCAAGAACAGGGGUCUUGUCGAGGUAGGGUGUUGUUAAACUACAUAAUGGCUCCUGUCAGAUUUAGCUCGAGUCAACUACAUAGUUUAUCGAUUCCCCAACCACUGCUCAGGCUUGGUGCAACACUUAGAACUCUGGACCUCUCUGACAACAAAUUGAAAGUAUUGCCAUCUGCAAUUGGUAACCUCACAGGGCUCAAGAACAUGACUUUGUCUUCAAAUAGACUUGAAACUUUACCAAGUGAUCUGGGAAAAUUAAAGAAGUUAGAAGUACUAAUGCUAAACAACAACAACCUCAAAGUACUUCCUGUUGGAUUAUUCACAAAUUUGACACAUUUAAAGACAGUGUCCCUGGCAUCAAAUCAGAUUACAGCUUUUCCUGAGGAUAUGUGCUCAUUGCGGCAUCUGGAUGUGAUUGACUUGUCAGACAACAAACUGCAAGCCUUGCCUGAUGGCAAAAUGGGUCAAGUACAAGCAGUUGAACUUAAUCUAAAUUCAAAUCAAAUUUCUGUCCUGCCUGCUUCACUGGCCAGUUGCCCUCGUCUGAAGGUGUUAAGGGCGGAGGAGAAUUGUCUCACCCUCGAUGCCGUACCUAGGGAGGUGCUGACAAAGUCGCAAAUCUCACUGCUUGCUUUAGAGGGCAACCUCUUCUCUGCCAAGGAGUUACAAGAAAGGGAGGGUUAUGAUAAGUACAUGGAGAGAUUCACUGCCACAAAGAAGAAAUUUGCAUGAGCUGGUGAUCAUCUGAUUUCACAGGCAAAGCAGUUGACACUUGAUAACUUGACAAAUGUUAUGCUUUCCAUCGUCUUUCAAAUAAAAACCAAAUCAUGUGAGAGCUCUGA